Pleurotus ostreatus (oyster mushroom) is the source of this 543-nucleotide messenger RNA. RefSeq lists its product as uncharacterized. The record is from RefSeq and is a predicted model, not a curated record. Lineage: Eukaryota; Fungi; Basidiomycota; Agaricomycetes; Agaricales; Pleurotaceae. Gene Ontology annotation, molecular function: lysozyme activity. The transcript has a single exon. Gene Ontology annotation, biological process: peptidoglycan catabolic process; cell wall macromolecule catabolic process. Bases 1 to 543 code for a protein of 180 amino acids.
AUGAAGUAUCUCGCAUUCGUAACCCUGGUCCUUGGUUGCGGCUUCGCGCACGCCGCAUGCCCACCAGCUAUCAACACUGCGACGACCAACCUAAUCAAGUCGUCCGAGGGCUUCGUGCCCAGUCCCGCGCCAGACCCCAUCGGCCUGCCCACCGUCGGGUACGGGCACCUGUGCCAGACCUCGAGCUGCAGCGAGGCGGGCCCGUUCCCGCUCACCGAGGCCCGCGCGACGACGCUGCUCCUCGCCGACAGCCGCACCGCAACGAGCUGCCUGAACACCGCCAUCAGCAGCAGUGUCCGCCUCAACGAUAAUCAGUUCGGUGCACUGACAUCUUGGACGUUCAACGUCGGGUGCGCGAAUAUGCGGUCGUCGACGCUGGUGAGCCGGUUGAAUGCGGGGGAGACGCCCAAUACGGUUGCUGCCCAGGAGCUGCCGCGGUGGAAUUUGGCUGGUGGGGUAGUACAGCCGGGCCUGGUCACUCGAAGAGCCAACGAAGUCAAGCUCUUCCAGACGGCUUCGAGCGUCGUAGCACACCCGUGCUAG